AAAUAGAAAAAGAAAAAGUAAUAGCGGGAGUGAUCGUCUCUUGUGAUCUCCGAACACAAACUAGCUUCAGAAUCUUUACUCUCUCUCUCUCUCUCUCACACACACACUUCACACGCUCUCCCAAGACACUGUCGCGUCGAUCUCUCUCCUCCCUUUGUAAAUCGUGUCUGCAACCAAGCAGCUUGCUUGCUGUCUGAUCUGUCAAUACUGUGUCGUUUAGGACAAAUUCCUCUCUCUUCAAGGAUGUACGCUAUAUCUCGUUCAAGGGUUUUCCAAGUUUUUUUGUUUCUUUUCUUAAUUCUUGUCACGAUUUGCCUCUUUUCUGUUCACAGUUUUGGUUGAAGUUAACAAUUUCUUCUUCACAGUUUGAAUGGUUCUGAUGUAGACCUUGAUUUUGCUUAGGAUUUUUACUAGGAUUUUAUCAUUCUCAUGAUAUGUCGGGUUUCCACUCUUUAUUUUGUUUAAUACUGAACUGUUCCAACGUUAAUGUUUCUGGAUUGAUUCAUUCAAUGUAUCGAUCCUUUCCUUUUCGUUCUUCUAUGAUUAUAAUGCUCCCUAGCUCUACUUGUGUGGCUUGAUUAGGUUGUUUUAUUAUGCUAGCACUUUUUCAUGUGUGAUUCUUAACAUUCUACAUGUGGUGACUAUAGCAAGCAGUUUCAAUGAGUUUCUUUUUUAAGAGUAUUUUUGAAAAAAAAAAAAAAAAAGAAUUUUCCGGAAGGUCCUGUUAAAUUUUUUUAAUGACAUAUAGGUAUGCUUGUUAUUUUGAGCUGGGGGUAUAGCAUAGCACUAGCAGGGCAGCGAACUGAAAAGUUUCUCUGGCAUUCCUCAACCAGAAUUUAUCCAUCAUUAAUGAUUUUUUCUUCUUUACAUUAUUGCAGAUUCUUUUGCAGAUGGCCAUACAGGAAGCAAACCCUGAGACUACUCCCAGUGCUCAAGUUGUUGGCAAUGCCUUUGUGGAGCAGUAUUAUCACAUUCUGCACCAAUCCCCAAACUUAGUGCACAGAUUUUAUCAGGAUUCAAGUAUCCUAAGCAGAUCAGACAGCAAUGGUGUGAUGACAACUGUGACAACUACAAAAGACAUCAAUGAAAAGAUUAUCUCCCUGAAUUAUGAAGAUUAUACAGCAGAAAUAAAAACUGCUGAUGCUCAGGAAUCAUACGAGAAAGGUGUGAUAGUUUUAGUAACUGGAUGCUUAACUGGGAAGGAUAAUGUAAGAAGGAAGUUCUCACAGACAUUCUUUCUGGCUCCACAAGAUAAAGGAUAUUAUGUCUUAAAUGACGUCUUCAGGUACAUUGAGGAGAAUGACACACUGCAGUUAAAUUCUACCUCAAUAAAUGUCAUAAAUGAAAAUGCUGAGGCAGUACACAUGCCAGAAUCAGAGGAUGUGCAUGCUCCUGAACAUCUUGUGGCAGACACUGCAGCUUCUGUAGAGGGUGAAAACCUUAAUAAUGGUGCUGAAGUUUAUGAUCCUCAAGAUGAGGAAGAAGGAUCAGUUAUUGAUGAAGAAGUAACUGAACCCCCUACCGAUUUAAGUCAAAAUGAUAUUGUUACAAUUCAUGAUUCAACUUCUGCUGUCCAGGACUAUGCACCAAGGACAUCAUAUGCAUCAAUUGUAAUGAAAAGUAACACAGCAUCCAGUCAUGUCUAUGUUCCCAGCCGAGCUGCAAGAGUAGGAUCUGCUCAAUCCACUGAACAAUGGUCUACUACUGCCAAAUCAACUCCUGUGCCUGAGGCAUUAGGGCCUAGCAGUGACAGUGCACCUGGGAGUAGUGAUGUUCAUGAAGAAGCUGAAGGUCAUUCCAUAUACAUAAGGAACUUGCCAUUUAAUGCAACAGUUGAACAACUUGAAGAGGUCUUUCAGAAAUUUGGUCCUAUUAAGCACGGUGGUAUCCAAGUUAGAAGUAGUAAGCAUGGUUUUUGUUUUGGCUUUGUUGAAUUUGAGGAACUGAGUUCCAUGCACAGUGCACUUGAGGCUUCCCCCAUCACUGUUGGAGAGCGACAAGCUGUUGUUGAGGAAAAGAGAACUACUACACGAGUCAGCGGCAGUGGGAGGGGGAGGUAUCCUUCAGGAAGAGGUGGUUUCCGAAGUGAGAGUUUCAGGGGGCGCGGCAAAUUCGGUGGCGGAAGAGGUUUUGGCAGAAAUGAAUUCAGAAAUCAAGGGGAAUUCUCAGGGAGACCUAGGAGUUCUCAACGCUCAAAUCAGAAUGGAGGGGGGCGUGGUGGACGUCAAGGUGCCGGGAACCGUAGUUCGACACAGUCAACUGCUGCAUGAUCAUAUUGGUAUUGAAAGAAGGAAAAACAAAAACCAAAACCAAAGAAAAGAAACUGGUGGGUUGAUAAUUUUUUUAUACGAAAAGGAAGCCAAACACCUUUUUCUUUUUUCCUUGUUUAGGUACAAGUUCAUAUUUCUGACUUUCAUCGUUGCAAUCAUUCAAUGGCGAAAUCAGUGGGUCAAUUAGUCGUUGCAGAAGUGUUUUGGAUCGGUUAUGUAUUUUUUUUCACUACGAAUACACUUCUCUUCCUUCUUCCAUUUUGCUAAGUCAUUGAGCAAGAUUGUUCCUCCGAUUGAGUUACAUGAAUAUCUGUUGUGGAAGGUUUAUAUGUAAAUUGGAACUAUGUGAAUUCCUUUCAUCUUUUUCAUAAACUUAACGAAAACUGUUCACUAUUUUC
This is a messenger RNA of Abrus precatorius (Indian licorice), 2668 nucleotides long. RefSeq names its product ras GTPase-activating protein-binding protein 1. The transcript has 9 exons. The record is from RefSeq and is a predicted model, not a curated record. NCBI's taxonomy places the organism in Eukaryota, Viridiplantae, Streptophyta, Magnoliopsida, Fabales, Fabaceae. Gene Ontology annotation, molecular function: mRNA binding. The coding region runs from base 891 to 2270 and encodes 459 amino acids. Gene Ontology annotation, cellular component: ribonucleoprotein complex; cytosol.